Impatiens glandulifera is the source of this 2527-nucleotide messenger RNA. RefSeq names its product L-aspartate oxidase, chloroplastic. Gene Ontology annotation, biological process: NAD+ biosynthetic process. The coding region runs from base 283 to 2217 and encodes 644 amino acids. Gene Ontology annotation, molecular function: L-aspartate oxidase activity. The record is from RefSeq and is a predicted model, not a curated record. The transcript has 8 exons. NCBI's taxonomy places the organism in Eukaryota, Viridiplantae, Streptophyta, Magnoliopsida, Ericales, Balsaminaceae.
CAGAGAUGCUUCUCGAGUGAAAUUCAGCCGUCGCUGGCGUCUCUAUUUAAUGAUUCUCUCUCUCUUCGCCAUACAUAUGAAUAUUGAUAUUCAAUAUCAUUAGCAUCCAUCCAAGACGGACCGAGAUUCUCUGGAUCCCGUUGUUCUUAUUGGAUCAUUUUCUGGAUCCUCUGAAGAACAACGGACGGACGAAUUCUCUUCUUGCCCAAUCGUCCUCUUCUUUCCGGUUCGUCACCUAGCAGCAUUCUCCUGACUGCCUACGGAUUAUAACAAGCAGCUGCGAUGGCAACUAGCAUAGCCUCAGGUAGCAGCAACUUGCUCUUCAAGGAGAAUCUAUUCACUGGUCAAUGCUGUAAACAAACUUCUCGAAUCUCUGGUAUAACUUUGAGGGGUGGUCAGCAGAGGGAUGUCAUAUGGUCCUACGGUAUGUCCAGAUUCUUGCAAGUGCAGAGAUGUAACCCAUCCCAUCAUCCAGUUCAUGUGAACUCAAAGACCUUUAGGACUAUUACUGCGUCCAGCACAAGAAAUGAGUCUACGAAGUACUUCGAUUUUAUUGUGAUAGGAAGUGGUGUUGCUGGCCUUCGUUAUGCCCUCGAAGUGGCAAAACUUGGGACUGUUGCUGUAAUUACCAAGGCUGAGCCUCAUGAAAGCAACACAAACUAUGCCCAGGGUGGUGUUAGUGCUGUGUUGUGCCCUACAGAUUCAGUGGAGAAUCACAUGAGGGAUACCAUUAUAGCAGGGGCUUAUCUGUGUGAUGAGGAGACUGUCAGAGUUGUGUGCACUGAAGGUCCUGACAGGAUUAGAGAAUUGAUUGCAAUGGGUGCAUCUUUUGACCAUGGAGAGGAUGGCAACUUGCAUCUAGCAAGGGAAGGGGGACAUUCUCAUCGCAGGAUUGUCCAUGCUGCUGAUAUGACGGGGAGAGAAAUUGAAAGAGCUUUAUUAGAGGCAGUUGUGAAUGAUCCUAAUAUUCAUGUAUUCCAGCACCAUUUUGCAAUAGAUUUGCUGACAUCUCAGGAUGGUUCAGACACUGUUUGUCAUGGCGUAGACACUUUGAACACUGAAACUCAGAAGGUCAUACGGUUUAUCUCGAAGGUUAUUUUGCUUGCAUCAGGUGGGGCUGGGCAUAUAUAUCCAACAACUACAAAUCCUCUGGUAGCCACUGGUGACGGGAUUGCUAUGGCUCAUCGAGCUCAAGCUGUUAUAUCAAAUAUGGAAUUUGUUCAGUUCCAUCCAACUGCCUUAGCUGAUGAAGGGCUUCCUAUUAAACCAACAAAAGUAAGAGAGAAUGCAUUUUUAAUCACAGAAGCAGUCAGGGGAGAUGGGGGCAUCCUUUAUAACAUGGGAAUGGAAAGAUUCAUGCCAUUAUACGACGAAAGGGCAGAACUUGCUCCAAGAGAUGUAGUAGCUAGAAGUAUAGACAACGAACUCAAGAAACGCAACGAAAAGUACGUGCUUCUAGACAUAAGCCACAAGCCUAGAGAAAAAAUACUGUCACACUUCCCCAACAUAGCUGCAGAAUGUCUAAAGUAUGGCCUGGAUAUAACCCGACAACCGAUACCAGUAGUUCCUGCAGCCCAUUACAUGUGCGGUGGAGUUCGAGCCGGGUUACAAGGAGAAACAAACGUACGUGGUCUAUACGUAGCAGGUGAGGUUGCAUGCACUGGAUUACACGGAGCUAAUAGAUUAGCCAGUAAUUCCUUAUUAGAAGCUUUAGUUUUCGCUAGAAGAGCUGUUCAACCUUCGAUAGAGCACAUGAAACAGCAGUCAAGCAGUCUUGAGAAAGGGUGUUCUGAAUCAUGGGCGCGGCCCCUUGGAAUGGAGACGGCAGAGAAGAUAAUAAAAGGGACGAAGGAAGUGAGGAAGGAAUUGCAAUCGAUAAUGUGGGAGUACGUUGGAAUUGUUCGAUCAACUACGAGGUUAGAAAUGGCGGAAAAGGAGAUUGGUGAUUUGGAGUUGAAUUGGGAGGCGUUUCUUUUUCAGCAAGGAUGGGAUCCUAGUAUGGUUUCUCUUGAAGCAUGCGAAUUGAGGAACCUUUUCUGUUGUGCUAAAUUGGUUGUUAGCAGUGCUCUGGCUAGACAUGAGAGUCGUGGGCUUCAUUAUAUUGUUGAUUUUCCGAAUGUUGUUGAAAGUAAAAGGCUGCCGACUAUUAUCUUUCCUUGCUCAGCCAUGAAUGGAACCUGGAGCUCACGCCAAUUGCAUCAGCAGGUUCUUUUCUAAUUAUAUAUUUGAAAUCUGGUUUUACUGUCUUGUCUGUCUGUCUACGGAUUUAUUUAUCCCUUUGCUGCUCUGCUCAUUUUUAUGUAUGAUAAAUUAUUAAUAGGUAAUGAUUUUUAAUUUUUUAUCUGACUACGGGGAAUUUAGGGGAUAAUAUAGUUAAAUAUCAAAGUGUAGCAUUGGUUAAUUAUAUAUACCUUAAACAUUAUUAUUACUAUUUAUUAUUAUUGUUAUUUUUAUAUGUCCCAAGAAGUUUGGAAGGAUUUUGACUUUGGAAGAUAUGAUUUAUAAUAGUGUGAUUCUUUUUUCUUUA